GGGUGGGAACUUACAAAAAUCAAGAGUAAAGAAGCCCAACUGAACUUGAAAAAUGGCAGGCUUCCUAGACAAUUUCCGUUGGCCUGAAUGUGAAUGUAUAGAUUGGGGUGAAAGAAGAAAUACAGUUGCUUCUGUGGUGGCUGGGAUCUUGAUUACUAAAGAGACCUCCAUAAUUUUAUAUCUAUAACAUUUUACAAAAAAAAAUAAAUAUGGAUGGAUUCUCAGUUCUAAUAAUGAAGCAAGUUGACCUCUUUCUAAUGAUGAUGCCUUAGAUCCUCACCAAUAUGAGAAUUCUUGCAUUAUUGUGUUAAUGGUACAAUAUCCAUUGGCAAGGAAUUGGAAGGAGAAGUGGUAACUAGCUACUGGUUCUCUGUGACCUUUGUAGACCUGCAAAUGGUACAGCAGAAUACUGAAAGUUCACAUGCUUCAUGGUUUUUUACAGGCUGGUGGAUAAUGAUAGAUGCUGCAGUAGCUUACCCUGAGCCAGAAGAAAUGAAUCAUGCAUUUCACACUUGUGGAGUAUUUUCCACGCUAGCUUUUUUCAUGAUAAAUGCUGUAUCAAAUGCUCAAGUAAGAGGUGACAGUUAUGGUGAUGGAUGUUUAGGAAGAACAGGUGCUCGUGUCUGGCUCUUCAUUGGCUUCAUGUUGAUGUUUGGCUCACUUAUUGCUUCUAUAUGGAUCCUUUUUGGAGCAUAUGUUACCCAAAAUAUUACUGUAUACCCGGGAUUAGCUGUGUUUUUUCAAAAUGCUUUGAUAUUUUUUAGUACUCUUAUCUACAAAUUUGGAAGAACAGAAGAAUUGUGGGCGUAAGAAUCCGUUUUUCUUCAUCCUGCCUAGCAACUUUUUAUGUAAAUAAUAUAAUUUAAUUUUGUUUUUAUUUUGCCAAGCUCAUUGAAUUACAUGUUUAUUUUUUUGAAAAGUGUACUGAUUUUAGGAUUUUAUUCCAAAUUUUUGGUAGAACAAAUUUGUUCAUACGUAUAUAUGGUUAUCUAUAAUCUAUGACCUUAACCCUUUAUUGCAACAGGCAUUGUUUUGUUCUGAUGAUACAUAGAGAAUAUUAUAUACGUUUUUCAAGAACACCUACUGCUCUUAAGCACAAAUAAGCCUAGUAUCUUUUCAGA
Messenger RNA from Ahaetulla prasina, 1121 nucleotides. RefSeq names its product transmembrane protein 50B (gene TMEM50B). The record is from RefSeq and is a predicted model, not a curated record. The transcript has 8 exons. Gene Ontology annotation, biological process: late endosome to vacuole transport via multivesicular body sorting pathway; protein targeting to vacuole. Bases 394 to 810 code for a protein of 138 amino acids. Lineage: Eukaryota; Metazoa; Chordata; Lepidosauria; Squamata; Colubridae.